AUGGCCCAUGGUGCAACAUAUAAUGGAAAAUGGUCAUUCGAAGAGUUCUAUGACCGAUCACAUAAUCAAGAAGACAACAGCAAUGCAGACGGUGACGUAAUAAUCGAUGAUAUGGAUCCAGCUACAACUCUGCCAAACGAUGCGGAGGUAUGUAAUGGUGAUGAACGAGAUAUAAGUCGUGAUAUUGCUGUGUAUGUCAAGUACAAUGAACGAUAUGGAACAUACACGUUCGAGUAUUUAUCAAAGCUUGAUGAUUCCCCGCAAACCUUUAAAAUGGUAGUAGAUAAUAAGGAAAAGGAUUGGACUCUAUAA
Sphaeroforma arctica JP610 is the source of this 312-nucleotide messenger RNA. RefSeq lists its product as hypothetical. Bases 1 to 312 code for a protein of 103 amino acids. The transcript has a single exon. NCBI's taxonomy places the organism in Eukaryota, Ichthyosporea, Ichthyophonida. The record is from RefSeq and is a predicted model, not a curated record.